This is a messenger RNA of Arvicola amphibius (Eurasian water vole), 297 nucleotides long. RefSeq names its product prostate and testis expressed 4 (gene Pate4). Lineage: Eukaryota; Metazoa; Chordata; Mammalia; Rodentia; Cricetidae. Bases 1 to 297 code for a protein of 98 amino acids. The record is from RefSeq and is a predicted model, not a curated record. The transcript has 3 exons.
AUGAAUCCUGCGACCAAAGUCAGCACAGUGCUCAUCGUGACCUUGUCUUUUCUCUGUUUGGUAGAGGGUCUGAUCUGUAAUGUCUGUGAAUUUGCAGAAAACUCAAAAUGUAAAAAGGGCAAAGACAGAUGCGUUGCAGACCAUGGUCAGUCAUGUGCUUCCAUAUCAUAUUAUUUUGGAGAUAUACAUUUGUUCUCCAGACAACUGUGCAUGCCCAACUGCACGGAAGAUAAUUACACUCGGAAUGACAAACAUUACUUGAUGUGCUGUAACACAAACUUGUGUAACACUUUCUAG